AUUCGUAAGAGAUAGUAGCUAACUGGAGGGUAUUCAGAUGCCAUUUGAACCGCUCUUUUAAGUUUUCUAAUCAUCAAUAUUAUAUCCCGGACUAACAGUGAAUUAAUGUGGCUAACAGAUGAAUUUUUAACACCCGUUUCCCUGAUGAGUCGAAAUAAUUAUUUAGUGUUACCCAUCGCUGCCAUCUUUUCUAACUCCUUUGCUUCCAAAUCUUACCACUGCACACGAUCAUUCCGUACGCCUUUGAUUAGUCAAAAACUGAGCUGUUGCCACUAUUCAUUGUUCUCUAAGCAUGUUUGUUCGGAUUUUUAGCAUUUACUUAUUCACUAGAUGCCCAUAUACAUGCCAAGGACUCCCCAAAAUAAACCAACCAGUCCACAUCAAUGCAGGGCCUGGGACAAAUGAGUUUAAGUUUAAAAUGAAACACCUCGUAUUAGAACAGCAAGAACGAAAAUUUACAGGACAGGAAGUCAAAGAGGAUAAACGAUGUCAACUGGUAUCUAAAAAUUUAGAAUACAGAUUAAUAAGGAUGAAACAAUUAAAUCAAGGAAUAGAAAUGGCACUUUUACCCAAACUUUGGGAGAUUAUAGUAGAUGGUUUCAACUGCUUUACCAAAGACGAUCCUGAACCAUUCUGCCCAGCACCUUCAAUUAUUGAUCAAAAUACUAUGUAAGUUUAA
Molecule: messenger RNA, 679 nt
Organism: Schistosoma mattheei
Lineage: Eukaryota; Metazoa; Platyhelminthes; Trematoda; Strigeidida; Schistosomatidae
Source: the annotation of a GenBank genome assembly